AUGACCCUCUCUUGCUUCGGAGAGCCGGAUCCUGACACUCCAAAGAAUAUUAGGGUCAAGGUCGAGUUUGAGGUCGAGGUCAAGACUGAUGCCAUCGGUCAGGGCGAAGAGUCCGCACACCCAGCGGACGACAAGGGCGGAAUGCUGAAGUCGACAACUACAACAUCGGUCAAGACAAUACCGAAAGAUCUACAGCCAGCGCAUAUAGACAGGUCCCACGGUGAAGUUGUGAUGAAAAAGCUGGCGUGCGCAACGACACCUGAGGUCGUCGGGGAGGCGCUGCCAGAGCUGCACGAGGUCAUGCGAUUGGCAGCGAAGCGAGCUCGACGCAACAAGACGCGCCUGCAUCCGGUCGCACCACUGAAUUCUUGA
This is a messenger RNA of Drechmeria coniospora, 372 nucleotides long. RefSeq lists its product as uncharacterized. Bases 1 to 372 code for a protein of 123 amino acids. NCBI's taxonomy places the organism in Eukaryota, Fungi, Ascomycota, Sordariomycetes, Hypocreales, Ophiocordycipitaceae. The record is from RefSeq and is a predicted model, not a curated record. The transcript has a single exon.